Cydia amplana is the source of this 795-nucleotide messenger RNA. RefSeq lists its product as uncharacterized. The coding region runs from base 137 to 781 and encodes 214 amino acids. NCBI's taxonomy places the organism in Eukaryota, Metazoa, Arthropoda, Insecta, Lepidoptera, Tortricidae. The record is from RefSeq and is a predicted model, not a curated record. The transcript is spliced from 2 exons.
UGCGGAUAUAAAAACCACACCAAGGACAAGUGCCGUUAUAUUAAUUACUCGUGUAAAAAGUGCAAUACUAAAGGACAUCUAAGUAGGAUGUGUAAAACGAGUGAUAAAAAGUUUAAUUUCAUUGCUGAGGAAACCGAUGACAUACAUGAAGAUCUCACAAUGUAAACAAUACGGCGGGCAGAGAAAAUGUAAUUUUAAACGAGGUGAUAAUGUUUUAGUAAAAUCAUUUUUUAAGAAUGGUACAAAGCAUACAUGGAAAAGAGGUACUAUUGAAAAUAAAGUGGGAUCCAGAAUGUUUAUCGUAAAAAUAACGGACUUGAAUAUAAAAGUAAAGAAACACGUCGAUCAAUUGUUACAUUACAAAGGCUGUGACGACACCGACGAGUCUGAUUGCGAAGGCGGCGUGCCGACAUUACAACACGAUGACGACUCCCAAGACGACAACGUCGAGGAGGUGCAAACCGAUGUACCUCUGCCUGAAGAGCAAGAAGCUGUCGAGCUGGCGGAGGGCGGCGUGCCGAAUUCCCACGACACGUCACCGGACACGUCUUUCGAGAGUGUCGCUUCAUCUGUCAGCUCUCCGCAGAGAGACAGACAACCAUUAGAAGAGGACACAGAUAUAAUAAUGUCGUCAGAUAGUCCGUUGGAGGUUAUGGAGGCGGACGACCACGGUGUUGAGCCUGACGCUCCAACUGAAGGUCAUGGCCUUGACGACCUUGACACUAGGCGGCAACGGCCGAUAAGAAGUACUAGGAACAAGGACGUUAAUUAUAAAAUUUAAUGGGCCUCUAAAUU